This is a messenger RNA of Cynoglossus semilaevis (tongue sole), 7069 nucleotides long. It is a transcript of the gene mdga2a, whose product is annotated as MAM domain containing glycosylphosphatidylinositol anchor 2a. Gene Ontology annotation, biological process: synapse organization; homophilic cell-cell adhesion. Lineage: Eukaryota; Metazoa; Chordata; Actinopteri; Pleuronectiformes; Cynoglossidae. Gene Ontology annotation, cellular component: plasma membrane; neuronal cell body; axon. The coding region runs from base 926 to 3793 and encodes 955 amino acids. The transcript is spliced from 17 exons. Gene Ontology annotation, molecular function: axon guidance receptor activity; protein binding. The record is from RefSeq and is a predicted model, not a curated record.
CCGACCAUCAAAUGUAUUUAUUUGUGUUCGUGAUGUUUUAACAGCCGAUUCCUCUUCAAACCACAUCAGCUGCGGUGAGUCACACUGCCGGAAGUACAACGGGACACCCGCUAGACUAAAAGCCUAGAAACGAAGGUGACGGUAGGACGUUUUAAUAUUUUUGCCUUUUUUAUCAGUUGUUAACAUGUCUAUUGUGUGUACAAACGUCAAUGUCAGUAGCUAAUUGGACGAGGACUAAACGCGAGACAAUACAGGGUUUGUUAUGUAUUUUAUAUAUAUAUUUAAAACCUUAAGUGUGGUUACUUUUUCUAUGGUGGGUUUUAUUUUGAAAUUCUCAAAGCGGAUGUCUGAACGUCCUCCGCGCUGUGGUUUGCAGUUGAAUUGGAUCGGUCCGGUCUUUUUCUCGGUCUUGGCCGGAGCUCAGAGCGGUGCUUUGCCGCCUCCCUUUUCUCCUCCCCCGGACUGAUGGGCCGCGAAGAGCCGCUGAUGCUCAGCAGAGACGCGGAGGAGGUGUCGUUUACCCCCGGGUGGACGAAUGUGACUGCGGUACCAAACAGUUGAACUGGAUCUCGGUGGAGGGCGGAUGGAACUCGUGAGCGUACUCCCAGUGGAGGAAGGAAAGUGACGCACCGGCGUUUUUUUUCUUUUUAUCUGUUUUUUUUACAAUGUCAUCAUCAAGGAGACGAAGCUGAGGCGGUGGAUCCUGUGCUGCUCCCGCCGCUCUCAGAUGACGAAGGACCGAACCGGACCUUCUCGUUAGUUCUGAGCAGGGUUUGCGGGGGCUGGGGGCGGCGCAGGGCUGCGUGUCAGGACUGUCAGUGGGUGAGAAGCGGUCAUAGGUGGAGGGGCAUCAUCAGCAUCAUCAUCAGCAGCAGCAGCAGCAGCGGUAGAGGCGGUUAAGCUUCGGCCUUAGGAGGAUGUGAAGAUGGGCUCAGUGUUAGGUUUCCUGUGCCUCCUCAUCGGCUUCCUGCGGGGCAUGCACGGGCAGGGCGUGUAUGCGCCGCCUACAGUGCAGAUUGUGCACUCAGGUCAUGCCUGCAACGUGGAGGAGGAGCGCUACAGUGAGAGGGUCUACACCAUUAAAGAGGGAGAGACGCUGGAGCUCAAGUGUCAUGUGACGGGACACCCACGACCACAGGUUCGCUGGACAAAGACUGCAGGUGGAGCCUCAGAUCGCCAUAGUAACUCCUCUGUGCUCAAUGACACCCUUAAGAUACAAAAUAUCAGCCGCCACCAGGGGGGGCGCUACUACUGCAAGGCUGAAAACGGACUGGGUUUACCGGCCAUACGGUCCAUACGUGUGGACGUCUACUAUCUGGACGUCCCUCACAUCUCGGUCCAUCAGAGCGUUGGAGAAUCUAAGGAGCAGUUUUAUUUUGAAAGGACGGUGUUCCUCCGCUGCAUCUCCGACUCCAACCCUCCUGUUCACUACAGCUGGAAGAGGAACAAUCAGCUGCUGACGCAGAACGCCGACCCUGGGGUGGAGAUCUAUGAACCCUUUUUUACACAGGGCGAGACAAAGAUCCUUAAACUGAAGAACCUUCGUCCUCAGGACUAUGCUGACUACACUUGCAUAGCCUCCAUCAGGAAUGUCUGCGGCAUCAGGGACAAGAGCGCCCACUUCAGACUGAGCAACAACACAGCUUCUCCCUCCAUUAAACUCCUGGUGGAAGACCCCCUGCUGUUGAACCCAGGAGAGACCCUUACUCUGAAGUGUGUGGUGGUAGGCGGAGACCCGUACCCGGUAUUGUCCUGGGUGAAGUCUGGAGACGUAGCGCUACCUGUGAGGAGCUUGGUGGAAGCUGGGAUCCUGACCAUCCCCGCCGUCACCGUUGACGACAGCGGUGUCUACACCUGCGUGGCUGCCAACAACGUGGGGAACACUGCGAAGAAAUCCACCACAGUGCUGGUCAGAGGUCUCCGUAAAGGUCGGUUCUGGAUCACACCUGACCCGUAUCACAAUGACGAUCACAUCCAGAUCGGCCGCGAAGUUAAGAUCAGCUGUCAGGUGGAGGCCACGCCCCCGGAGGAGCUGCAGUUCAGCUGGAUGAAGAAUGGACGCUUAUUACGCAGCUCAGAGCGAAUGGUCAUCACACACAGUGACAAAGAGGCCACGCCCACCACCACCACCAACCUGGACAUUAUCGACCUCAAGUUCACAGACUUUGGCACCUACACCUGUGUGGCCUCAUUAGGGGGCGGAGCCAGCCCCGAGAUCAGCAUUGAUGUGAAUAUUUCCUCCACCACAGUUCCUCCAGAGCUCUCUGUCCCCAGGGGGCGCUCUCACCUCAUUGUUCAGGAGGGAGACAAUGUAGACCUACAGUGUCUGGUCUCUGGGAAACCCAAACCCAUCAUCCUGUGGUCUCGGGUGGAGGAGAGCGGCUCGGCGGGGGAUCUAAUGAUAGACGCGGAGGCUCAGACCGAGAGCUACGACGGCAUCCUGAGGCUCAGCAACGUGAGCAGAGACAUGAGCGCAACGUACCGCUGUCAGACCAGUCAGUACAACGGCUUCAACAUCAAACCACGAGAGGCACUCAUCCAGCUGGUGGUGCAGUUCCCCCCGGUGGUGGAGCCUGUCUUCACAGAGGUGCGUCAGGCUCUGGGUCGAGCCUUCAGCCUGACCUGUCGUCUCCUGCGAGCUCAUCCCGCACGUCUCCUCAGGUACGAGUGGAAGCUGGGCUCCCGCCUGUUGACGGUGGGCCAGUUGGGCGAGCAGCAGGACGACAGCAGCUACCACGUCCGUGCCCUGAACAGGGAGGGCUACGGCGAGUACACCUGUGACAUCACCAACGACGCCGGGGCUGGUCGCUGCACCUUCCUGGUCACAGGGAAGGCCUAUCCUCCAGAGUUUUACUACGACACCCACAGUGCUCUCUGGCAGAUCCAGAACCAACCCCGAGUCUAUGGCUUCAAGCUGCAGUGGACACAGAUGGAACCCAAUGGUGUGGACCGAAUCCUGGCCUACAGACUGGGCAUCAGACAGGUGGGUCUGUCACGCUGGUGGGAGCAGGAGAUUCCCAUUGAGGGAAAUAUCCAGAAGGGGGAGCUGUUGACCUACAAUUUGACAGCUUUGGUUAAACCUGAGUCUUACCUUGUUCGACUCACGCCUAUCACCCGCUACGGAGAAGGAGACGACACUGAACGCACCAUCACAUACAGUGCUCCUGUAAAUCCACAUCUCAGGGAAUUCCAGUGUGGUUUUGAAGAUGAGGCCAUGUGUUUUUUCUCUCAGGACCAAACAGAUGAUUUUGAUUGGACACGUCACAGCGCCUCCUCUGGAACUAUUAAGUACACACCGAACACUGGACCCAAGUCCGACCACAGUGGCUUCUACAUGUACAUUGAGACAUCUCGGCCACGGAAGGACGGAGACAAAGCUCGACUCUUGUCAACCACCUUCAAUAUGAACAAGAAUAUUAACAGCGCCACCUACUGCUUAGCCUUCUUCUACCACAUGUAUGGAAAACACAUAGGAGCCCUGAACGUGUUCCUACGCCAGAAAAAUCCAACAGCCACAGAAACAUCUGUCUGGAGUUUAACCGGAAACCAAGGCAACCAAUGGAGACAAGCCAAAGUCAACAUCCACCCAACCUCUACUUUCCAGGUAGUGAUGGAGGGUGUGCGAGGCGCUGGUAUCGAGGGAGACAUCGCCAUUGAUGAUGUCACCAUUGAAGAGGGCGAAUGUAAAAACCUGCCCCCCAACAAUCUGAGGUCUCUGGCUCCGCCCCUUUCCCUUCAUAUAUGGCAGCUGAGCCUCUCCCUGAGUCUGUUUCUGAUUGGCCAGCAGAGAUGACCCCUCCCAACACUGUAGGUGCCAUACUGCAUCCUUUUACUGCCCUAAUAUUCAGAUGUUGGAUCUUUGCCCCCACCUUCAGAAAUAACCCCUCGCUGCUGCAGUGAGGUUUGUUUACAAAGUCUAAAGCUCAAGUUUAGCAGUGGGACCUGGUGGGAAAUGGAAUUUUCAUCAGGAAAUGAAGGUUUAUUUGUAUUAUGUCAAGACUGAUGGAGCCAAAGGGGGGGGGGGGAGGGGGAGUUUAAGUUCAAAGUUCAACAACAAGCUCUUGAUAAAAGUUUUAAACUUAAAUGUUCAGCAGUGUGAUGAAAUGAAUCCUUCUAGAGAGUGUGUGUUGUAGAGGGGCGGAGCCACAUCCACUAGCAUAGCUCGUCUACAGGCAGAUCUUCAUGGCUGUGACGGAAUACACAUUAAUGGUGAAAGAAUAUGAAAUAUACACAAUAGCAAAUAGGAGAGCGCCUCCACCUGGCCAACUCACACAAGCACCACUGUUUAUCACCUGAUAACACGCCAUGUUCCAGUUGUUGGGCCACAAAAAACAACAACAUGCAGUAAAUAUCCCAGAAACCACUGCGGGUGAGGAAAUUGCGAGGAAACAAAUGUGGAAGGGAUAUGAUCAGAGUCAACUUCUCAGUCCAUAAAAUCCUUAAAUUGAGAGGAGGUGGGAGUAUCUGGGAUUUAUCACACACCCUACUGUAGGGUAGAUCAUCCAACAUAACUACAUGUUAGACUUCCAGGGGUCUGCAGUUGGAGCAGCAGCAUCUCGCCCCCUGUGGGUGUGGUGGGGUGCAGCAGCUCUCGACACGAGACGUAGAUAAUCGCUCUAAUUCUCUGUGAGUCUUGACUCCUUUUUCACCAGUCAUAAACUCCACCUUUAUCACCACCGUAAUUAGGCUCAACUUGUACGUCACCUCCUCAGCUCCACCUCGGCACUGCCGCCUUAAAAGCCCUGCCCCCUCUCUGCAGAUCAGAAGUACUGUAUCUGACUUCAACAGACUAAUGUCCGCACUCUUUUUCACCAGUGGGCGUGUAAACAGUUUACAGUGGGCAGUGUGUUUUUUAAGAUCUUAUAAAACCUUAUUUUGAUGCACCUGUUCAUCCUCUGCUGUGACAUCAAGUGCCUUCAGACUCAAGACGAAAAAUGACGCCACGACGAGUCAUAACACAUUUGACAGUGUGAAUACACAGAGAGAACUGGUUUUUUAUUUUUAUUUUCGGACAUUUAAAAAAAAAGUGUCUGUAGAGUCAUGUAUCCAGGAGAUGCAGUAACAAAGAAGCCAUGGAGAGUUUGAUCACAGACAGUAAAAGAACUCAAAAGUAUGUGACCAGAUUUUCACCGCUAAAGGACUUCUUGUUAAACGGCAGCAUCCGAGCAUUUGUCCGUUGGGUACUGUAAGUAAACAAAAAAGGAAAUGAAAUAUGAAUUGUUUUAUUUAUCUUGUGUGAUGAAAAAGGAAAUCCUUGUUAUUUUUAAAAUUAUAUUUGCAUUUUGUUUUUAUUGAUGUUGAAAAGUUUGGCAGAACCAUGUUACCACAGAACCUGAGAGACCUGUACAGAAGCUCAUAACUGCUAAAAAGAGAAUGCAUUUAUUUAUGGUGACGGUAACUGCAUCACCACGGCCUUUCUUCACAGAAUCUUCUCAUCAACAUAAAUUACAGUAUUCAAGUCAAAUUAUUAUUAUUGUCAUAGGCAAAUAAUAAUGUUUACAGCUGCAGGAAAUAAAUAUAAGGUGGCAAAGCAUAGCUUAGCAGUGUUUUCCUUGAGAAAAUGGUUUAUCUUCAAUAAUGGAGAGAGUUAGAAGUGUAGUUAGCUUUCUGUUAGCCAAAAAAGGUCAUUAGCUCAGUAUUAGCAUCAGUAAAGUAGUCGGCUUAACAUUAUCCCUUAAGAGUGGUUAGUUUACCAGGCAGUAGUAACUAAACAAUCUGACCUGAGGAGAGCUAGCACUAGCUUAGCUUCUUCUUAUUGGGGAAAGUAGUUAUAUUAGUUGUCGUUCAAACUGUUUAUACACAUAUAUACACAUGUAUAGAUAUGUGUAUAUAUGUAUAUGUAAAUAUAAAUACAUAUGUGCAUUUUUAUACAUAUAUUUCUAUAUAUGUAUAUACACUCUCUAUAUAUGUAUAUGGAGUAUGUAUGUAGAGAGAGAGACAACAGCAAUUUACUAACAGUAAGCAGUAGUAAGAGCUGUAGUUUAACUGUUUUUUUGUCUCCUUUUGCUUUUGUUUUGAGAUUAUAGUCAUAAAAUGUUGUCUUUGUCAUUAAAACAAACAAAAAGAUCAUUUGGAAACACUUUUGAAUCUACAUUAGUAGCAUAAUUGACCUCAGUGCUGGUCCUCAUGAUGAUCCUGAUUUUUUGCAGUUAUGAGGUUCUCUAUAUGAUCAUAUUGAAAGAAAGAACAAAAUGGUCAUUUGGAUUCAUGUGGGUUCACAACAAACAAACAAAAAUACAGACUUUACACAAAAAAAGUUGAGUGAUUGAUCGUUCACUGGGUUUUGUGAUCAGACAAAUCAUUUUUUUCUGACUUAGAAGCCUGUUUUUUCACCAACCAAUUAUUCUGUUCUUUUAUAUGGUAUUUUUUUAAAAUGUCAGUAAGAUUUAGGCUAUUUAUUUAUUUAUUUAUUCAAGAUUCAGAACAGAUUUUAGUACAAAUUGGAAACUAAAAAAUGUGGCAAAAAUAAUCCAAGACCGUUUCAUUCAGACUGUAUAUGUUAUCAUCUUCCAACCACUACUUUAGGGGUUGAACUCUAGCUGCCUGCUGAUGUUCCUCUGUGCAAGGCACUUCACCAGAUUAUUAUGCCUCCACCGCCAAGUGUCGGUCACAUUCCCAAAGAAAUAGAAACAGAAUGAGUGUAUGAGGUAAAAACCUGUGCCAAGAAUCGCAAAUAGAGAUUAUUUGUUGCAACCACUGUAGUUGAAGCAGCAGAAAGAAAAUGAUAAACCUGCGUGAUCUUGGCUAUGACUUUAAGAGUCACACUUUCAGUGAUAUGGAUAACAUAUUUCAAUUGUGACAUUCAUGUUAUGCAGUAACUCUGCAUAUCUGUGGGAAACCACGUCUUGUGUUCUGGAUGGUGUUAUUUUAUUUGAACUUCUGAAGGACGAGGCAAUAAAAUCAAUGAAAUGUUUAAAAGAUAUUUUUAUACCUGGGAUUUUUCUCUGCAAUAUGUUCUCAGAUCAGUUUGACUGAAGCUCACACUGCAGUAUUAUCAUUAUUAUUAUUAUUAUUGAAAUGGACAUUAUUAUUACUAUUGCUAUUAUAAAUAAAGCCAAUUCCAAUGUGA